AUGUUGAACAUGAACCAAUUGAGCCAGACGUCGCUGGUGCCACACCCACAAGUCCAUUACGCCGACUGCCGCCCAUUGCCGGCAAUCAACGAGACAUUUGCGCAAUUUAGUCAGCAUAGCAGGUCGGCUAUAUCGCUAUCGCUGCUCUCCCCAUUGGAUCUGUCGCUGCGCGCUGCGACGAAUAUGGUGCCAAUUACGCCGCCAUCGACGCCCUCGCCGCCUCGCAAGCGUCAAAGAUUAAUGUCCGAGGAGAAUUACCUGUGGCGGCCACAUGCGGCGCUCGUGAUGCAGCCACCAGCAACAGCAACAGCAACAGCAACAGCGACAGCAGCGGCAGCAGCAGCAGCAGCUGCCACAAGCUACUUCCAUCAUCAGCAACAGCAUCAACUGGGUGGCUAUGGCUUUGAGGGUGCGGCGUAUGAUAAAAGUAAUUUUCACGGCAAAAGUAACUUUGCGCAAAUUCCGGCAAGUCAAUCGAGCGUGACUAGGACGGCAGCCAGCAGCAGCAGCAGCUGCCAGGAGGAUGAGACAAUUGUGUUGACCGAGGACGAGGACGAAACAGUUGUCAGUUCCCAUGACUACAAUGACUAUGCCACGGACACCGAGGCCGAUGCUGAUGGCGACGGCGAUGGCGAUGCCGAAGCCGAUGAGGAGGAUACAAUACAAGUUCACGACGUUGAUGACACAGAGGAGCAGCAGCAUGAGGAAGACGACGAUGAGGAGGUAUUUGUGGACAUACUGGGCGAUGAUGAUGAUGAUGAUGAUAAUGCGGAGUUGAUGCCGCAACAGCGCAAGCAGGCGCUCAAAAGGAAUGAACUGAUCUAUGAGGAUGAGGAGCUGCACAAUCAGGCCAUCAACGGUCUGGACAAACUCUUCAGGCGGGACUUUGCCCAAUCGGCCAAGGAGUGUCUCGAGCUGGAGGCAGAGGCCGCAGCCGCUGCCAUUGAAGAGCAGCCGGAAAAAGUCUACAUGGACUUGAGUGAAACCACUAAUCCAACCCACGACCAAGGACAAGCACCAACACAGACACAGCAACAGGCACCGGAACGUAGACGCACCAAGUUGCGCAAACACGCAGCAAACGUUGACGAGGAGACUAUCAGUCCCGUAUCCGGCACCAUAAUACGCAAACUGCGUGACGAUGAGGAGCUGGUGGUGCGUAAAGGCGACAUUGAUCCCGCUUUCAAUGUGGUCGAAAUCACCGAGGAGGCCAAAGCCAUCUUGGCCAGCAUCGAGAACAAAAUUGGCGACUAUCUCUGCCAGCUCUGUCGCACCGUCUACGACGACGCCUUCAUGCUCGCCCAGCAUCGCUGUCCACGCAUCGUUCACAUCGAAUACAAGUGCUCCGAGUGCGAAAAGGUUUUCAACUGUCCGGCGAACUUGGCUUCGCAUCGCCGCUGGCACAAGCCCAAGUCGGAGAUGCAGUCCGGCAAGAAGCGUGCAGCGAUUGGUGCCAGCGACGGCACCAACAGCAGCAGCAACAGCAGCAGCAACGGCAGCGGCGCCGCAGAAGCUGGCCACAAGGCUGGAGGUGGAUGCGAUGUGGUGGAUGUCGGCGAUGGCAUUUAUCCAUGUCCACAAUGUGGCAAAACCUUUCGCCGCUAUGCCUAUCUGAAGAAGCAUCAGGCCUCGCAUCAGAUGCUGGAUAAUCUGAAGAGCAUGGAGUUCUUUCAGCAGCAGCAACACCAACAACCACGUUUCUACUCGCUGGGCGAGCUCUAUCUGAGCCAGCAGCUGGAGCGCUCCUCGGCCUUCCAGUACGUCCAUGCGAAUCACUUGCGGCAGCUGUCGAAUGUGGCACACAACAUGCUGCCGCCGCUGCCCGUCAAAUGACCCAGCUCUCACGUGCUGCGCCCGGUGCCGCGCAUUGCUGCCACAGCGACAACAACAGCGACG
Messenger RNA from Drosophila hydei, 1896 nucleotides. RefSeq names its product zinc finger protein 841 (gene nerfin-2). Gene Ontology annotation, biological process: neuron differentiation; negative regulation of transcription by RNA polymerase II; regulation of cell cycle process. NCBI's taxonomy places the organism in Eukaryota, Metazoa, Arthropoda, Insecta, Diptera, Drosophilidae. The record is from RefSeq and is a predicted model, not a curated record. The annotation marks the transcript as partial. The transcript has 5 exons. Gene Ontology annotation, molecular function: RNA polymerase II cis-regulatory region sequence-specific DNA binding; DNA-binding transcription repressor activity, RNA polymerase II-specific. Gene Ontology annotation, cellular component: nucleus; transcription repressor complex.